Messenger RNA from Daphnia carinata, 1812 nucleotides. RefSeq lists its product as uncharacterized. The transcript has 9 exons. Gene Ontology annotation, molecular function: GTP binding; molecular adaptor activity; GTPase activity. NCBI's taxonomy places the organism in Eukaryota, Metazoa, Arthropoda, Branchiopoda, Diplostraca, Daphniidae. Gene Ontology annotation, biological process: cytoskeleton-dependent cytokinesis. Gene Ontology annotation, cellular component: septin ring; cell division site; microtubule cytoskeleton. The record is from RefSeq and is a predicted model, not a curated record. Bases 378 to 1706 code for a protein of 442 amino acids.
AAAACUGUUCGAAGGCAGACUGAGGAGGGGUGUUUGACACACUCUGCUCCGUCUGACUCCCCUUCUUUUCCUUUUCAAACACUGUUAAAGUCUUGCCCGACCCUCCCGCGACGUUAUUUUGUUCCCCCUUUUCCAUCCUUCUUGGUUCGUUUCGUCUUUUUUAUCAGUGGCAAACAAGAAGAUACAACAGAGGUCUAGUGAGCGCGCGGGGGUGGUGGUGAAACGGUCGCAAACAAGACCUCGCUCUUCAUUAUCGUCUCUUUCCUUCUAUUUGUGUUACGUGUAUUGCUCAACGACUCGCCGAGAAUGAGACGAUAUUUCAACAGCAACAACAUUGAAUAAGAGUGCUGUCUACAGUCGUCGAGAAAUCGAGAACCAUGUCAGCCGAAGGCGGAAGGAGCAGCAGCACUAGGCAUGCAGUUCAUGAAUUGACACGGCAGUUCGGUCGGGAACCGACAAAUUCUCCCGUUAGCGGCCCGUUGGCCAAUCUUAUCCAUCAGAAAUCACUGCCUAAAAUCCUAUCUCACAUUGCCAAGACGCCGCCAGUGACAGCGCCGCCGGACGUGGAGAACGUCAACCAUUCCUUCAUCCCAACAGGCAACGGUGGAGUUGUGAAACCGUAUCCGGCAGAUCCGGAUGACACUAAAACACAGGAAGUCAUGGUAGAUCAAACAUCUGCAUCCGAGUCGGAGUCGGAUGAAUCCCCACCAAAUCCAGUUACGAGCAUCGCUCAGAUUCGGCCAACGCUCCGUCAAUCGGUUCAACCGUCCAAAAUAGAAUCAUCGGAAUACGUCAUUGGAUUGGAUCAAAUACAAGAACAAGUACGACGACUAGCCCUCCGACGAGGAUUCACGCUAAACAUCAUGGUCGUGGGGCGCAGCGGCCUGGGCAAGUCGACGCUCAUCAACACCUUGUUCCGUUCCUCUGUACUUCCUCGUACAUGCACCGCCUCGGGAUCUGAACCUGCCAAAACAACAGAAAUACGUACAACGCAAACAGCCAUCCACGAAAAUGGGGUUCGACUUGAUCUGACCGUGACGGACACACCCGGCUUUGGUGAUCGCAUCGACAACACGAAUUGCUGGGAGCCGGCCUUAGAAUACAUAAACGAACAGUAUGAAAAAUACUUGAUCGAGGAGCAGAGUGCCGAGAGAACGCGCUGGAUUCACGACACCAGAGUGCAUUGUUGCCUAUAUUUUAUACCGCCUACAGGCCAUGGAUUGCGCCCGUUGGAUCUUGAAGUGCUUCAACGGCUACAUAACGUGGUCAACAUUAUUCCAGUCAUUGCCAAAGCAGAUACUCUGACCCUUGAGGAAAGGCAAGAAUUUAAAAAGAACAUACAACUCGACUUGGCUCAACACCGGAUUGACGUGUAUCCCUUUGCAAAAUACGAUCACCCAGAUGAUUUUGCUGUCAACGAAUCGUAUAGAAAAAUGGUUCCUUUUGCGGUUGUUGGUAGUGAACAAGUCCAUAACGUAAUGGGUCAAAUGGUGCUAGGACGACAAAACGGCUGGGGCCUCGUUCAGGUAGAGGACCCAGGCCAUUGUGAGUUUCACCACUUGAGAAAUCUUCUGAUCAGAAAUCGCAUGCAAGAUUUGAUUGAAUUAACUUCCGCCAUCCACUACGAGGCUUUCCGUCGACGCCGCUUGAUGGAAACAAACGGCACCAUGAUUGAUAUGUGUUCUCUCAAUGAGAGUCACAUUUAAUGCACCCAAUUUUAACAAACAAAUAAUAAUUUCUACUUCUUUUUUCCCUAGUGUGUUUGAGAUGGAUGAGAGUUUUUGACCAGUAUAAAAAUAAGACGCUGCGAAU